Messenger RNA from Lutra lutra (Eurasian river otter), 1417 nucleotides. RefSeq names its product translation initiation factor IF-2-like. Lineage: Eukaryota; Metazoa; Chordata; Mammalia; Carnivora; Mustelidae. The transcript has 5 exons. Bases 1 to 1083 code for a protein of 360 amino acids. The record is from RefSeq and is a predicted model, not a curated record.
AUGCACUCUCCUAAUUCCAUCUCGCCCGGACUGGAAGUGAAAGACACUCGUGAGCCCCGAGUCGCGGACGGGGAGAGCAGGAGCCCGGGUCCGGGGCGGGCUCGGGCGUCCGCGGCUCAGAGGCCUGCCCUGAGUCCCCAGAACCCGCCCAGCCCCCUCCAAAGCGUCCAGGUACGCACUCGCUUCCGCCGGGCCCCAGAACUCCGGGAACCCACGGGGUGGGCGUGGGGGGUUGGGGAGGGACACCCCCCCCAGCCGCGCCGGACGCGCCCCGCCCCGGGAGUGCCGCCCACUUCCCCAGCCCAGGCCGCCCCGAAGCGGGGCCAGCGACGCGGCGGGGCCCGAGGUGGGCCUCGCUUCUACUUACUGCCGGGGAGCCGGCCCCGCGUGGCGCGCCUCGCUUUCCCCGCCCCGAGCGCGGCCGCCGCCGCCGCAGCCACCCGCCUUAAAAGGCCGGAAGCCGGGAGCCGGGAGCCGGCGGGGCGCGGGCUGCGCGGGCAGGCGGCGGGGGUGGGCGGCGCGCGCGCCGGGAGACACGCGUUUCCGGUCCCUCCUACCCCGGACAGGUGCCCCGCGGCGCACAGGGUCGCAGGUGUGCGGGGCGCGCGCUGGAGGAGGACGCUGAGGGAGAGGACAUCCGGCCUCCCUCCGGGGGGUCCCCGAGGUUCCCGGUCCGCCCAAUCAGUUUCCGGGACUCGGAAGGCAGCGUGGGCGAGGAGCCAGAGGCGACCGAGAGCAGGCCAAGCAGUAUCCAGAUACCCCCUCCUAUUGUUUCUGGGCUUAAGACCUGGCCUGAGGAGAGAGGCUCCAUUAUGGCUCAGUGUGUUGCUGCUUCCAACCCACAGCCUGAAGAAAAGUGAAACCCACUGUGAUUUUAUAUUUGUGUCCAAUAAGAAGACUGAGCACUCUGAGGCCAUCACACCCCGAGGGAUACACUACCUGUCCCAGAUGUUCAGGCCUCAGAAGUCACGACCUGCGGAAACCUGGAGGAGUCCGGCUGACAGCCAGAACUGCGGGUCCAGACCUACACCCCCAGGUGAGCCGCCCUCCGCCGGCUCCAGUGGCCAGACUCGCUCCGGCUGAGGCCUCGGUGGUGCUGGGGCGCAUGAACAGUUCUCACCACGUCCUGCCUGCUUUCCUCGCCUACACACACUCGAGAGCAUUAGAAAAUAGCUGUUGUUGGAAAAAGUGCUAUCGGGCAGCAGAAACUAGGAGCAGAGGCACAAAAGAGAAUAGAGAAUACCGAAAAAUAAGGAAUGGGUAUAAUCGCUCUUGAAUUGUGAUUGUUGGUCUUCUCAGAUGCAACUUUUUCAUUCAUGUAUCCAUUCAUUCAAGAAAAGUGUCUGAGACGGCUGCCAACCAGGCAUUGUACUUAGCCUGGGGUUGCAAAACCUGAAUAAAAUAGCUCUGCCCUGGG